Messenger RNA from Astyanax mexicanus (Mexican tetra), 4608 nucleotides. It is a transcript of the gene cntnap3, whose product is annotated as contactin associated protein family member 3. Bases 80 to 3991 code for a protein of 1303 amino acids. The record is from RefSeq and is a predicted model, not a curated record. The transcript is spliced from 24 exons. Lineage: Eukaryota; Metazoa; Chordata; Actinopteri; Characiformes; Acestrorhamphidae.
UCAGUGAGGCUGGUAGAGUCUCGCGGAGAGCGGAGCGAGGAGGCUGGCUCUGGGUGCUGCAGCAUCCCGGCUCACUAUCAUGGAUUUGCUGUGGAGAAAUUACCGCGGACCGCUGGGGGAACUGGUGCUGCUGAUGCUCUGCUUAAUCCGGGGGUCGUCCAGCAAAGAGGGCUGUGACGGUCCGCUGGUUUCCAGUUUGCCCCAGUCUGCCUUCAGAAGCUCCUCCCAGCUGUCCAACAGCCACGGCCCCGGAUACGCCAAACUCAACCGCAGAGACGGGGCUGGAGGCUGGUCUCCACUGGACUCCAAUAAGUACCAGUGGCUGGAGAUCGAUCUGGAGCAGCGGACCGAGAUCACGGCCGUGGCGACGCAGGGGAGGUACGGCAGCUCCGACUGGGUGACCAGCUACCUCCUGAUGUUCAGCGACACCGGACACAACUGGAGGCAGUACCGGCAGGAGGACAGCAUCGGGGCUUUCUCUGGGAACACCAACGCAGACAGCGUGGUGACGUAUAAGCUCCAGCAGCCGGUGUUCGCCCAGUUCCUGCGGGUGCUGCCUCUCGACUGGAACCCCAACGGACGAGUCGGCCUGAGGCUGGAGGCCUACGGCUGCCAGUACAAAUCUGACGUGGCCAGUUUUGAUGGAACCAGCUACUUGCUCUUCAGUUUCGAUCCGCCCCCCGGCCCGUCCGCCAAAGAUCUGCUCACCGCCAACUUCAAAAGCGUGCACCACUCCGGAAUACUGAUUCACAUGGAGGACCAGCACGGGCACGCCCUCACUCUGGAGUUACUGAAGGGAAAACUCUUCUUACAUCUGAGAAAAGGGAAAGGUACGGCGGGAGAUUUCCACACCACCGCAUCGCUGGGCAGUCUGCUGGACGACCAGCACUGGCACCACAUUAGCAUCGAGCGACUCCGCGGACACGUCAACUUCACCGUGGAUAAAAAUACACAGCGGCUGCAGCUCCCCGAACACCAGAGUCACUUCCAGAUUAACCAGAUCAGUUUCGGCGGCGUGUCGGCUGUGGGGGCUCAGAGAGACCACUCCAAGAGGAACUUCCACGGCUGCCUGGAGAACCUGCUGUACAACGGCGUUAACGUGGUGGAGCUGGCCAAGGAGAAGAAGGUCUCGGCAGUGGGAAACGUCUCGUUCACGUGUGCCGAGGCUGUAGAGGUGCCGCUGACGUUCGCCAGUCCGGACAGUUUCCUGCAGCUGCCGUGGGCCGUGUCCCGGGACAGCGUGUCGCUCAGCCUGCAGUUCCGGACGUGGAACAGGGGGGGUCUGCUGAUGACCUCGGAGCUCCAGCACCAGGCGGGAACGCUGUGGAUUUACCUCAGCGAUGCCAGGAUACGGCUGCAGAUCCACAAGGCCGGGAGGAUCGUGGUGGACAUCACAGCAGGUUCGGCGCUGAAUGACGGUCAGUGGCACUCUGUGGAGCUGAGCGUCCGGCGAGGUCGUCUGAUCCUGGCAGCAGAUAAAGCCGAUACCUCCACAACCACCACGUCGUUUCCUGUGAUGCCAGCCAAUCACAUCUUUUUAGGAGGAUGUCCCGGCACGGAGGGCGACAGUGGGUGCAGGAACCUCUUCUCGGUGUUUCAGGGCUGCAUGAGGCUGGUCCAUUUGGACGGGAGCUUAGUGGAUCUGAUCAAGGUGCAGCAGAUGCUGAUCGGGAACUUCAGCGGCCUGCAGAUGGACCUGUGUGGAAUCGUGGACAGGUGUUCUCCCAGUCACUGUGAACAUGGAGGGAAAUGCACCCAGUCGUGGAGCACCUUCCACUGCAACUGCUCCAACACCGGCUACGGAGGAGCCACCUGCCACAGCUCCGUCUACGAGGCGUCGUGCGAAGCGUACAAGCACAGAGGGAACACCUCGGGCCUCUACUACAUCGACGUGGAUGGAAGCGGCCCCAUCAAACCCCAGCUAAUCUACUGCAACAUGUCAGAUAAAGCGUGGAUGGUGAUCCAACACAAUAACACGGAGCUCACCAAAUUAAGAGCGUCCUCGGGGACGAAUCAGCAUUUAGCCUACUUUAACUAUUCCGCCGACACCAAGCAGCUCGGGGCUAUAAUUAGCCGGGCUGAGCACUGCGAGCAGGAGCUCUCCUACCACUGCAAAAAGUCACGCCUCCUGAACACACCAGAUGGGGCUCCGUUCACGUGGUGGGUGGGCAGGUCGGGGGAAGCCCACACCUACUGGGGCGGGGCAGUGCCGGACAGUCAGCAGUGUGCCUGUGGUCUGCAGGAGGACUGCGUGGAUCCAGAACAUUUCUGCAACUGCGAUGGAGAUCUCGACGACUGGGCGAAUGACUCAGGCUUCAUCUCUCUUAAAGAACAUUUACCCAUCAGACUGCUGGCUGUGGGAGACAUCAGCCGGCCGGGCUCUGAGGCGGCGUACAGAGUGGGUCCCCUGCAGUGCUACGGUGACAAUGACUUCUGGAACGCGGCGUACUUCAAUAAAGAGACGUCCUACCUGCACUUCCCCACCUUCCACGGCGAGCUCAGCGCCGACAUCUCCUUCCUGUUUAAGACCCGCUCCUCCUCCGGCGUCUUCCUGGAGAACCUGGGGAUUAAAGACUUCAUUCGGAUCGAGCUGAGCUCUCCGACGGAAGUGAUCUUCUCGUUUGACGUGGGGAACGGACCCUUCGAGGUGCGGGUGGAGACGCCCGAGCCUCUGAACGACGAGCGCUGGCACCGGGUGAAGGCCGAGCGUAACGUUAAAGAGGCUUCGCUCCAUGUGGAUAACUACCCCGGGGCGGUGCAGAAAGCCCCCGCUGACGGACACAUCCACCUGCAGCUCAACAGCCAGCUGUUCGUAGGAGGAACCGCCUCGAGGCAGAAGGGCUUCCUGGGGUGCAUCCGCUCUCUGAAGCUGAACGGGAAGACUCUGGAUCUUGAGGAACGGGCCAAGAUCACCCCCGAGGUCCGGCCCGGCUGCCCGGGACACUGCAGCAGCUACGGGGGGCUGUGCCAGAACCAGGGCCGCUGCGUGGAGAAGUAUAACGGCUUCGCCUGCGACUGCGGCGCCUCGCCGUACUCCGGCACCUUCUGCCACAAAGAGGUCUCCGCCUACUUCAGACCCGGCACCUCCGUGGCCUACACCUUCAAGGAGCCGUACGAACUGAACAGGAACUCCAGCUCCCAGUCGUCCUCCAUCUACUCCGACCUGACGCUGAAGGGGGAGAACGUCUCGCUGAGCUUCAGGACCGGCCAGGCUCCCGCACUGCUGCUCUACGUCAGCUCCUACUACAGAGAGUACCUCGCCGUCCUGCUGAACAGGAACGGGCAUCUGGACGUCAAGUACAAACUGCAGAGUAACCGAGACGCCGAGGUGUUCCAAUCGAACGCCAGGAACCUGGCCAACGGGCAGCUGCACCAAGUGUCCAUCAGGAGAGUCUCAGAGAGCCUCAGCGUUCAGAUUGACCAACAAGCGAGGGAAGACUUCAACCUGACGUCAGACGUGGAUUUCAAUGCCAUCAAAGCCGUGGUUAUUGGGAAAGUACACGAAUCGGGCGAGAUGGAUCCGGAGAUCGCCCGGCUGAACGCUCUGGGCUUCACUGGUUGCCUGUCAGUCGUCCAGUUUAACUCCAUAGCUCCUCUGAAGGCAGCGCUGCUAUAUCCAGACACCAGUCCUGUCAUUGUCACCGGGCCGCUGACGGAAUCCAACUGCGGAUCCUCCUCAUCAUCCAGCCCCUACGCAGCCGAGACCACCCACCUGCUCUCCGAUCACUUCGGUACUGUAGGAACAGGCCAGCCGGUAGUCAAUGCAAUCAGCAGUGACUCGGCUCUGAUUGGAGGCGUGAUCGCCGUGGUGAUCUUCGUGAUCCUGGCCGCUCUGGCGGUGAUGGCGAGGUUCCUGUACCGACGGAAAGAGACGUGUCAGACGCCGGAGUCUAAAGGAGCCAAACCGGACGACAGUCCCGAGACGCCCUUCAACACGGACCCGACGUCGCAGAGCAUCAUCACCGACACCCAGAAAGAGUAUUUCAUAUGAUAAACCCGAGACCCGGACUAGCCCCGCCCAGCAGAGGACAGAAAUGCCUCGCCGAGCCCGGAGGCGUUAAUAUUCGCGGGGCGUCGCUAAAAAAUCCCCUCCACCCCUCGAGGAGUCGACUGUCGCUGAUGAUGAUGAUGAUGAUGAUGAUGAUGAUGAAGAUGAAGAGGUGACGAGGACGGACCGAGCUGUCCGAUGUUUUUUUGUACAUACGCUUAAAAGUCCAAAAAGUUUGACUUGAAUAGAAUCGUUUCUAAGGUGUGUAUAAUGAUCUCCAUCAACGUGUAAAUAUUCUUUUGAAAUGUACAUGUUCAAAUAAUAUCUUUGUAAUGUUUAUCUUCUUAUUUUGCCUUUUAAAAAAAAAAUACUCAGUAUUACAUUUAACGACAUCAUCGUCCAUCACAGACUUUAAACAUCUAGAAUUUACAGAGCGUCAUAUAACUGAAUAAACGUCUCAAGUGGUAAAUGAAUGGGAAUGUAUGUUGAAAUAUUGGCGUUUGUGUCGUACAGCCGAUCUCUUUAUCUGGGGGACGUUUUUUUCUGGUGGUUCCAACUCAAAUCCAGUCUUUGUGUUUCAAUAAAUGGCCUCUUUUUUCCACCAAAGGGUCACAUUGUUA